Messenger RNA from Bursaphelenchus okinawaensis, 4187 nucleotides. NCBI's taxonomy places the organism in Eukaryota, Metazoa, Nematoda, Chromadorea, Rhabditida, Aphelenchoididae. The record is from the annotation of a GenBank genome assembly.
AUGCAACAAGCAAGUUCGACACAAGGAGAAUGGAAUUGGCAACCGUCACAGCCAGAAUUGGAACAGGUAUCAAUUUUAGAAUAGAUUAUAUUCUUGUUUUAGAUCGUUCAAUUACUGCAACAUUCACAAUCUUCUGAUAAUAAUGUCCAACAGCAAGUUCAGAAGGUAAGCAAUGAGUAUAAGACGGAUUCUAAUGAGUUUUUGGUAUUUUUAGAGUUUGGAUGCGCUAAACAGUUUACCAGAGUUCUAUUGCUACCUAUGUUACGUUCUCGGUGAACAAAAACAAGCUGAAGUAAGUUUUUACAAUACUUUUUGGUAUUCUACGUUUAGGUGAGCCAAAGGGCAUUGAGUGCGUUGCUACUAAAGAAUGCUAUACGUCUACAUUGGCCACAAAUUCCACUACAUAUCAAACUCUAUCUUAAACGGAACUGUUUCGCUGCUAUUGCCGAUGAAUCGCCUCUACUUCGUGCCACAGUGGGGAUAAUAAUAACAACGAUAUUUUGUCAUGAAGGAUGUCAUAACUGGCCCGAGUUACUGCCAACUUUAUGUGAAAUGCUAAAUUCGGAUAAUAAAACGCAGGUUGAAGUGAGUUCAGGGAUAUGAUGGGAUGGAUAAUAUACUUUUUGAUCUAAACUGGCUCAAAAUUAGUAUUUAUGGAAAAAGUUUUGCAUUUUACAGAUAAAAUAAAGUCUUUCCAUUUUUAUCAAACUAUUUUUUAGGGUGCCUUGAGUUCGUUACAAAAGAUAUGUGAAGAUUCGGCGGACCGAUUGAUCUUUGAAGAGGUCAGUACCUUGGUUGGGAAAAUUUUGCCGUUUUUUCAAUCAGAGUCUGUUGAAUUGAGGACAUUGGCGAUAACUACAAUAAAUUGCAUUCUACUGGUACAGAAUGAGGCGUUUGUGUCGAUAAUUGAUCCGUUUCUGGAGGCAUUAUUUUCUUUGGCAUAUGAUCCAGCAGGGGUAAGUUGAAUUUUUGUUUUUCUUUUUGGUUUUAGGUAACAAUGGACAAAUUAUUGAUAUUAUUAGACGUCAAAGAUUCUAGACAACAAUAUUAUGGACGAAUUUCAAGCGUCUUACUUUUCAAUUUUCAGGAAAUUCAAAAAGAAUUAUGUAGAGCAUUAACGUUACUGCUGGAAAGUUAUGUUGAAAAGAUCCAGCCACAACUUCACAAUAUUGCUCAAUUUAUACUGGUGAAAACGCAGGAUGAAAGGCUGGAUAUUGCACAAGAAGCUUGCGAAUUUUGGCUAGGAUUGGCUGAAAAUAUCGAGAUCUGUAAACAAGUUGUCACACCUAUUCUACCACAACUUACAGCAGUGUUAUUGAAGUGCAUGAGGUAUUCUCCGACAGAUUUAACUACGUUAAAGGUAAUGGUUUCGCUAUUUUAUUAGUUCUUAGGUUUAGAUUUUUUAGAAUUUUAGACUUUUUUAAAAAGAUGGUUUAGAUGUCUACAAUUUUGUUUUUGAGAUUUUUUUUGUGUUUUUAGUUUUUUAUACAGGUUGCUAAUAACAAUCUAUUUCCAGGCCGAUGUAGAGGACGAUUCAGAAGUACCAGAUCGAGCACAAGAUAUUCGGCCGCGACAUCACAAGACUCGAAAUUUCUUUGGCCAAGAAAACGGCGGAGGAGGUGGAGAUGAAGAAGAUGAAUACGACGACGAUGAUGACGACGCUUAUAUUGAGUGGAGUUUGCGUAAAUGUGCAGCGGCAUCGUUGGACAUGCUGUCGAGUAUCUUUGGCGAUUCCUUCCUCGAUAACCUAUUAGUUAAUGUAAAUAGUUGUCUACAGAACGAGGACUGGAUCGUCAGAGAAAGCGGGAUUCUGGCGUUGGGAGCGGUUUCAGAAGGCUGCACGACUGGAAUGAACCCACACUUACCGGUCUUGAUUCCAUUUCUAAUUUCUCAACUCGACGAUCAACGAGCUUUGGUUCGGUCCAUCACUUGUUGGACGUUGUCACGGUAUUGUCACUUUGUCGUCUUUCAACCUCAAUCAGAACUAUUCAGGGAAUUACUCAGUAAAGUAAGAUUUUUUAGGUUUUUGAUUGUUUUUAGGUGAUUAAAGCUUGGGAUGGGUAUUUUCUGGGUAAAAAAUCUUCGGGCGGGGUAAAAAGUUUUUGGGCGAAAUACAAUUUUUUUUAAAUUGAAGUUUUUCAGUUAUUAAUCCGUAUUUUGGACAAAAAUAAACGUGUACAAGAAGCAGCUUGCUCAGCAUUUGCGACAUUCGAGGAAGAAGCCGGUAACGAGCUGGUACCUUAUCUACCAGACAUCUUAAGGACGCUGAUUCAGGCUUUUAAUGGGUAUCAGGUAAGGGUUUUUUGAUUUUUUAGAAUUUAUUGAAGUUUUUAGGGAAAAUGAUGAAAAAAGUAGAUUAAAAAUGACAUUUAGAAUAUCCUAGCUUUACUAGAAAUAUGAAAAACGAAAGAAACUCUUUUAAAAUGUUGUUUUAGGCUUAAAAGUUAGCUUUUCGGCAUGAAAUAUCGUUGUUAGAAAGAUUAGAAGCCAUAAGUUUUACAAUAUUGAGUAUUUAUAAUCGAUUUUUCAGUCAAAAAAUCUACUAAUAUUAUACGACGCUAUUGGCACUCUAGCCGAUUCAGUGCGAGCCACUCUGGGCCAUCCAGAAUAUGCUAACACCCUAAUGGAACCCUUAAUACGAAAGUGCCAAAUUCUACGAGACGAUGACCGAGAACUCUUCCCCCUCCUAGAAUGCAUAUCAUCAGUUGCGAAUGCAUUAGGCAUCACUUUUAUGCCCUACUGUGACUCGGUCUUCCAACGGUGUAUCGUACUGAUUAACAGCACGUUACAACAAGUCAUACUCGAGAGCUCGAACCAAGCCGCCAACCCCAGUUUGAAUGGAAAUCUGAACGGAACAGCGCAUGGCGAUGCUGAUAAGGACUUUCUGGUGGUGGCAUUGGAUUUGAUUAGUGAAUUAUGCGAAGGUGUGGGCAGCAACAUCAUGCCGAUUGUGGAACGAAGUAAUUUGGUACAGCUGGCCCUGUAUUGCGCGAAUGUAAGUGGGGUGUGGUUGGAGGUUAAAAGUGGGGGUAUGGGCCAAGCUUGUUUUUUUUGGGUAUUAGUAUUAGUAAUUGCUUUAUAAUCUUAUUAAAUCGCGUUUCAGGACACAUCGAAAGAAGUACGACAAAGCUCAUUCGCAUUAGUGGGCGACUUGGUCAAAUCAUGUUUCCCUCUAAUAGCAACACAAAUUCAACAUGUAAUGCCGGUUUUAAUGAGCAAUCUGGACCCAACCAACGUCUCUGUUUGUAAUAAUGCUAUCUGGGCAAUGGGGGAGAUUGCACUGAAGAUUGGAGAACACAUGACACAAUAUGCCAGUUUGAUUGUAAUGCCAUUAAUAGAGGUGAUCAACAAGGACCGAGUGACACGAACGCUGCUUGAAAACACUGGUAAGGCAUGGGAAGGGGGUGUUGUAGGAAAAGUUUUUGAAAUUACAGUAGGAUAGUUUCGGGAAAGAGAUACUAGGCUACUGUAUGCUAGGGUAGGGUAGGAUAGAGUAAAGUAACUUACAGAAGCCUACAGUAAUAAAACUUGAUUUCAAAAAUGAAAAUCUAAAGUCCUACAGUAUGAGUUUAAAAUUUGCAUUUCAGCCAUAACAUUAGGCCGACUAGGACUGCACUGUGCACCAAUACUAGCACCCCACCUCAACUCCUUCAUCCGACCUUGGUGCUUGGCUUUGAGGAAUAUAAGAGAUAACGAAGAGAAGGAAUCCGCAUUCCGAGGCAUCUGCAUCGUGAUAAGACACAACCCUCAGGGUGUCAUACCCAACUUUGUCUUCUUUUGUGAUGCGCUGGCCUCAUGGACCAAUCCUUCGCCGGAUUUACGACAAAUGUUCAGAGAGGUGGGUUAAUAUAGUUUUUUUUUGGUUUUUGAUACUAUAGGGAGGGCUGGAAGGGCGGUUUUGGUUCUGAAGGUUGAAAAGGAAAAAAAAUUGGGCGGCGUAAAAAAAAUUUUUGUGUGUGUGGGAGGGGUGAUAAAACGUUUUUUAGCAACAUUGUAUCACGCUUCUUUGUAGUCUUAGCGAGCCAUAAAGUCUUUUUUGGAUGUAAAACACGUUGUUGCGACUAUAAUCAUAUUUUUAGAUCCUGCUCGACUUCCAACGUCAGGUCGGAAACGACAUUUGGACCCAGUUUGUGGCCCAAUUUCCUCACAAUCUCAGCAGCCGCCUUCAAAACUUGUACGAAUUGUAA